This is a messenger RNA of Cyphellophora attinorum, 3648 nucleotides long. RefSeq names its product DNA-binding protein reb1. The record is from RefSeq and is a predicted model, not a curated record. The transcript has 2 exons. Gene Ontology annotation, biological process: regulation of DNA-templated transcription. The coding region runs from base 1 to 3648 and encodes 1215 amino acids. Gene Ontology annotation, cellular component: nucleus. Lineage: Eukaryota; Fungi; Ascomycota; Eurotiomycetes; Chaetothyriales; Cyphellophoraceae. Gene Ontology annotation, molecular function: transcription cis-regulatory region binding; DNA-binding transcription factor activity.
AUGGGCAACGAACAAUCGCAUGAGUCUGCAUCGGGCUCUGGAGGGGAGGGUGAGGAAGCGGAGCGCUUCGACCUGUCGGCGAUUGAGGACACACGACGCAGUCACAGGCUCAGUCCACCGCCACCACCGACGUUAGCGGGCUCUCCGCAGCAGACUGACCCUUCACGGCGCAAAAGGCGGAAAAAGCGAGAUUCUCAGGCGCAAGAGGCGCAGGGGCAUUCUAGCAGUGGUUUUGAUGGGUUGCACCGAAGUGGCGGUGGUCAAGAGGCGGCAGAGGCUAGCGAAGCAUACGAGGAACCUCGACCGCGUUCCAAUCAGACAGUGGAGGUGCGAAUACCUCUAACGCAACCCAUUGAAGCGCGGACAGCGCUUUCAACCCCUCCAGCACGACACGAACGAGCGACAGCGGCGCGAACAGCGCACACAGAACCUCUGCCAGAACUUGAACGAGGGACAGAGCUGCCGCAGGCUCAAUCGCGACCAUCACCACGAACCCUACGAGCGACCGAGGUGCGCAAGGCCCAGCAGAAGCCACGAGCUAACAGCAGCAAGAAGAGAAGGGGCACACGCAGAGUUGCUCCUGACGAGUCCAGUUCCGACGCAGAACCAGUUCCAUAUAUCGUUGGCUCGGAAAAUGAACCUCCACCGGAGCCGGAAGCCGAGCUGGACGAUGCUACGAGGCUUGCGGAAGAGAUUCUGAUCAAGGAGGCUGCACGAAGGGUGCGUGAACGAGAGCCAGAAAUGUUUAGUGAAUAUGCCAUGUCAGACGAGAGCGAUGUUGAGAUCGCCGAGGUACCCAUCGAAGACGCGGUCGAGGAACUUGCAGAGGCAGAAGAACAAGACGAGACUGCAUCGGAGACGAAUGAGCCUGUUGUGCACGACUCGGAGCCUGAUCAUCAGCAAGAGGAGUCGUCAGAAGAAGAGCAAUCAGACUCCGAAGAUGCGGAUGACGAGUUUACGGGUCAGGUCCAGGAUGUUGCUGCAGCCGAAGAAAUCCUGCAGACUGUGGCGGAGGACGUCGCAGAUGCGCAUGAGCCCAAUAUCCAAGCACUGCCCGAAGAUGAGCCAUCCACAGACGAAGAGGCCCAGCAGGAGGACAUCGAUAUGAACGACGACGCUGUCGAGCUUGAUCCUGGCCCAGAAGAACCAGUUGACCAUACCACAACCUCAGCCUCGAAUGGUGGCUUCGAUACUGCUCCAGAAACAGAACUCAUCAAGGAGACACCUGUCGCAAGAUCCCUGAAACGAAAGCAUGGCUUUAGCAGCCCAGCAAAGAAGGUAUACAGUCUCAAAAAGCGCAGGAGGGAGACACCAGCAUCACCCAACACACAGGUCGAUAGCGACGACGAUGAGACCUUCGUCAAGCCUCAAAGGCGAUCGCAGCCAGCAAAGAGACAGCGACAGAGCAGCAUGGACUUGUUUGCGCAGCCAUAUACGAAAGAGUCUGGUCUUCGUCAUCCUGUCUAUCAUCCAGAGGCUCCAAAGCCUGCUCCUCGCAUGCGAGUCGAGGUUGUCGUUCCGUUGUUUCCUCCUGAAUCGCUUAGGCAGCCCCAAAACUCGAUUGCGUCGUUAGAAAGCUCCAGAUCAGGACUCAAGCAACGUAACAAAAGUUCGCAUCAGCAAAAUAGUGAAGGACAACGAGGUGAUCUUUGGGAUGUGACCAAUCAACCGGACAGAUCACGUGCACGGGGCUCGACUAAAAAGGGGAUAGCGCGGACAAUUGCAAAAAGGUGGCUGGGGCAGGAGCCGGAUGACAGCUCAACCUCGUCUUCCGGUUCAACCACUGACUUCAUCGACAGCUCUGACAACGAACAACAAUUUAUCUUCAACUCGCCAAAAUCAAAGAAACGACAAUCGAAAGGCAAAGGUUGCGCAAUGUCUAACGUUGCAGAUGUUCCUGUCGAUGACGCGCCGCCCGAAACUAAUGGACACGCGCUUGUAAGCUCAGAUUUCGGUGACGCGUCAACCGGUAACAUCAAGAACUCUAGCAAAAAACGUCUCUCGCGCGGUGAAGGCGAAUUUCGCUGCCCGACCUGCAACGUCAGAUAUGCAUCUCAGAAGACUCUCAACCACCACAUGAAGAGCCCCGAUGUCCACGCCAAUCUCUUCGACUGCCAAGAUUGCGACGAGAGAUUCCUGACAAAAGCUGGCUUGGAGCGUCAUGCCAAGGAGAAAGGCCACGAAGGAGCCAAAGCACAGGGCGUAUCAGGCAAGUUCUCUGUCGAGGAACGCGCCGCCAUCGCUCGCUGGAGAGAUGACUUCUGCAAAUACCACGGCAUCAACCUGUACGAGUUCAACGACAUGAUGACCGCUUCAUGUCGCAAAGGCAACGAAGCUUGGUCGUACAACCGGUUCACCACCAAGGAGGCUUUCCUGCAGGAGUACUACGAUGUUCUGCCUGAGCGCGACCAAAGAGCCAUGCGACGUUACCGCACCAACUUCCAAAAUGUCGACCUCAGUAACCAGUGGAGUGCCCAGGAUGACCAAGAAAUGAGACGCCUCGUCGGCGAGCUUGGCCAGAAGUGGUUGGAGAUUGGCGAAAAACUCACUCGCGAUCCGGAAGCUUGCCGUCAGCGCUGGCGCACCAAGUUGGCACUUGGCGAUAAGCAGAACAAUGGUGAAUGGUCUACUGAGGAGAAGCAGCGCUUCGAUGAUGCAAUUGUCGAGAUUCAGAAGCUACGAGAGGAAGACAAGGAAGUCAAUGUCGAGACCUUCAAUUGGGCGGCAGUCAGUCAGAGGGUCGAGACGCCCUCUGCAGGAAAGGCGAAGCCGAGAGUCACGCCGGGCAAGUCGAGAAUGGCCAGUCGCUUAUCUGGUACACCUGGAAAGGCUGGGAAGAAGCUCUCCACAGAGCGUGUCGAAGACUCUGACAACGAAGUCGGUGAUGACACCAAAGAAAAUGUGGACGAGCCCACACAACCCGAAGCUGAGCAGAACGAGAAGGACGACGAAGCUUUCGCGCCACGAUUCGUCGCUGUCAAUGCCGAAUCGGAAUACCCCCCACCCGAAGGCGAAGACGAUCCGUCGCAACAGCCCAAGAGGCCAGCGCUCUCUCGCACCAAGACCCCAACACAACGCAUGACGGCCACCCAAGCCUUCGACGCCACCCAAGCCGACACCUCCGCCCUCCGUAGCUCCGGUCGCCGCAAGCGAAAUGCGACACCAUCGCAAGAGCAGCCGUCGCCGGGUAUACCAUUGCAGCACCGCCCUAGUCCGAGCCCAGAGUUUCGUGGAAAGCUGAGUGCGAUUCUGGAUGACCCUUCCAACACCGCGCAGUCGGCUUAUGGUCCUAUCAAGAGCUCGGGCGCACCCGCGACCUCUGAUGCAGUGCAAUCUUCAUAUCCAACUCUGCCCGAUACGCAGGCCGAGGUCGAGUCGAGCCUUCCUGUGCCUGUCCGCCAGUCCAAGCGUAGGAGAAUCUCGGACAACUCUCCCCAACAGGUACAGCCUGCCGCCGAAAUUGAGGAGGGGCAAACUGACGAAGCCGCAGCAUCGUCAGACAAACUGAAGGACAUCUUCGAGAAGCACUCCCGUAAAGCGAAAGCCCAAGCGCCAGCCAAGCCAAAGAACAAGCGCAGACGGAUCAACUUUCUGGAGAGCGAUGAGGAGGAUGAGGCUGAUGGUGGUGAGAUUGCGCUACCUGCUUGA